AUGGCACAGUUGAAUACUGCAAAGAGUGAAGAGAAAGAGAGCCGUAAGACUAAAAGAGAGUCCCAAUCAACGUGUGACGAGACGCUAUCUUCCCCGAUAUCGUCCCCGCCGAUGCUUGUCCCGAUUGCACAUAAUCAACGACAACAUCAUGUUGUGCAGGCUGGAAACGGUUGUUCGGCACCGCAGCAACUACUUCAACAUCAUAACGGAACAGUUAGAGACUGCGCAGGAGGAGGAAGAUCUGACUGCAACUUGUCGUGUGCGGGUAUAGCUGCUGCGCAUCUGCUCCACCAUCAGCCGCAGGGAGCGAACACGGACGUUCCGCCGCUCCUCUCCUCCUCCGCGUUCGCUGGUGGCUACAGACGGGAUGUGGCGCCUCUGCUCUUGCAGCAACAAGCCCAGCACAGCAACGGGGCGGUUCCCGCGAACGGAGAAGCCGUGCAGGUGGUGACGGGGAGAAGGGAGGGAGGAGAGGGAGCGCGCGGCAGAGGAUUCGAGUUGCAAAGGCUCGCCGAGCACCAAGACCAGGGAAAAGGAGAAAUGGUAGGGUGCAGCGGUAAGCAAGAGGGAGGGAACGGAGCGGGCGAAGGGCUAAACGCUGGUGCGGGCCAAGACCAAGCUGGAAGUUGUGCAAACAGGGGUAAGGGAGGGAGAAAGAACCACAUAAAGCGACCCAUGAACGCGUUCAUGGUGUGGUCCAGCAUCGAGCGGAAGAAGCUCGCCGAGCGUGAGCCCAAACUGCAUAAUACGGAGCUGAGCAAGCGACUCGGGCAGGCCUGGAAAGCCAUGACGGAGGACGACAAGAAGCCGUUUCGCGUGGAAGCCGACAGACUCAAGAGCAAACUCAUGGAAGAGCACCCCGACUACAAGUAUCGUCCGCGGCGGAGGAAAUUCGAAGGAGCGAACGGGGCGAAAGGCCCGACCAUGUUUCUUUCUGGACUCAAAGCCGUCGGUGGAGGCUCGCUACGUGUCGUCGGUAGCACCAGCCAGCCGGUGGUAGCUGCUCGCAACUCACCGACAACGCCGCUGCCGAUAUCGUACUACAGCAGCAGUUUCACCCUCACGCCGCCCACGCCGUCCAGCGCUGCCUUCUCUGUCCCAUCCACGGACGGGCGGUCCCCAAUUCAAUCUUCAGUCGUUGGCGGUGAUUUGUAUGGGGGUUACCCCUAUCGCUAUGCUGGAUUCCCUGUGAACAGUUACUCGUACCCUGCCUCUCACUACAUGUAUUCCCUGGCUGGGAAUCCUUCUUCAGCGAGUUUUGGGUACAUGAACUAUCGUCCCGAUGAGGCAACGGGGCAGGCCAGUUAUCCGAUCGGACAGCCCAGCGCUGUUGCCUAUCCGUACAUCCUCCAGUCCAAUCUGCAAGAGAACGGCCUUGCUAACGAAGGGUCUUACCCAGAGCAACACUCGAAUCAGGGCGACUUCUCUCCGAGCAAAACACCCGUGGAACAAACGCCUGCAGUUGCUCUGGUGGGCCACGUGACCUUUGAGAGUAAACCACUGCUAACGAACGGGGGCUACCCCACUCCUCCUCCUUACAUGGAGACACCUCCGUGCUCGCCCUUUGUCCAGUCUCCACACCUCAACACACUCAGUCAUUCCGUACCGCUCACCCGGACAGAAUCCUAUAGCUCCGAUCGGUCGUCGAGUACUCCAGGGGGGAGGCCCCUCUCGUCUCCAACCGUUGAUUGUUCGUCUUCCAACAGUUUCCCCGCCCACCUCCCGUCUCCCACGGUAACGAGCAAGCCCCACCACGAGAGGACGUCAUCCUCUCUAGAAAUCCAGCGAGAGACGACAGUGAUGACACAAUCAGAAGGGGCGUCCCCCUCAUUACGAAGCAGUCCCGUGGACCAGUUCAACAACGGAAGUCCCCCAGCUGCCGUCAUAACAUACCUGGACUCUGACUACACCCAGACCUCCCCCUACGACCAAUACCCUGGGGGGCGAACCCCUCAAUCUGCCGAACUUAACGGGAACCCUCUCCUCUCCCAUCCGUCCCCCGCUCUCUCCCACCAUCCGCCGUACGCCGUCGGGGUACCGAACCAUUACUCCAUAGCCUCGCACUCCGGAGUAUUUACCACUUCUGCCGCAACCAAUGUCACUUCUUCGUCCUCUGUUACCGUCGGUAACGGCCGCCCACAGCCGCAACGACGCUUGUCUGAAGCCCUCGGAAGAAGCCACGCCUCCUCCUUAACUACAGCCCGGCAUAACAGAGGGAGCCCCUAUAUUAACGUCAAGGAAUCAACCGAUUCUUCGUCGUUCCACUCGCACACAGGUACAAUUGAUAUUAGUCUGCCGACCCACGUCCAAGUAGGAUACGGCGGUGGUAGUGUUACGCAAUACGAUAUCCCGACACCCGAUCUAACGCCCGAAAAAACGUCCAGCGAAGGAGGAACAUAUUUUUUCUGA
Molecule: messenger RNA, 2409 nt
Organism: Geodia barretti
Lineage: Eukaryota; Metazoa; Porifera; Demospongiae; Tetractinellida; Geodiidae
Source: the annotation of a GenBank genome assembly